This is a messenger RNA of Chiloscyllium plagiosum (whitespotted bambooshark), 3334 nucleotides long. Lineage: Eukaryota; Metazoa; Chordata; Chondrichthyes; Orectolobiformes; Hemiscylliidae. The record is from RefSeq and is a predicted model, not a curated record.
GUUAUUUACAAAUUAUUUUCCUCAAUAUCUGAAUUCUAGUCCUGCAGAUCAUUAAGGACUCUCAGCAACAACAUGGCCUACGACAUGAAGACUACCAAAGAUACAGGGGUUACUGUUCACGCAGACUCCGCCGCCUCAGAAAGGCACUUGGCUUUAAAAUGGGGAACAAACACAAGUUCACAGGCAAAAAGGUCACCACAGAAAUUCUGUCAGAUAACAGGUAUUUACUGCUGGUUCUAAUGGAUGCUGAGCGAGCCUGGAGUUACGCCAUGCAGUUAAAACAGGAGGCAAAUACUGAACCGCGUAAACGAUUCCAUCUGUUCUCUCGGCUCCGGAAAGCCGUCAAACAUGCAGAGGAGCUGGAACGUCUGUGUGAGAGUGACCGUGUUGAUGCAAAAACAAAAUUGGAAGCACAGGCAUACACUGCCUAUCUUAAGGGCAUGCUGAGUUUUGAGCUACAGGAUUGGAAAAGUGCUAUGCAGGCUCUGCACAAAUGCAAGACAAUCUAUGAGAAGUUAGCUAGUGCAUUUACAGAUGAACAGGCGGUAUUAUACCAUCAGCGUGUGGAGGAGAUCUCACCUAAUAUACGUUACUGCGAUUAUAAUAUAGGUGACCAGUCUGCAAUGAAAGAACUGAUUCAGAUGCGAAUGAAAUCAGGAGAGGCUGGAGGGUUGCUGGAUUCACUGCUAACACAGACCAGAGCAAAGCAUGCUGCCACUAUGAGUGAAGUGAAGUGGAGGGGCCGAGUCAUCCCAGUGAAAAUCGACAAAGUGCGGAUCUUCCUCCUUGGACUGGCAGACAACGAGGCUGCAAUUGCACAGACCACAACUGACGAGGCCAAGGAGCGACUCUAUGAGAGUCUGUUGAGUGAGUGCCGUGAUGCCAUCCAGGCAGUUCGUGAGGAGCUCAGAGUCGAUCCGGCACAGAAGCAGCGAGAGCGUUCUCUGGAGCCUGAUUCAGGAAAGGUGUCCAGUCUACAAUAUCUUCACAGUUAUCUUACAUACAUUAAGCUUUCCACUGCGAUCAAACGCAAUGUUGCCAUGGCUGAGGCUUUGCAGAAGCAACUAAGUGAGCCAGUAAAAGAUGAGGGAAAGCGAGUGCUGCGGCCGCAAGACCUGAUCCGACUGUAUGACAUUAUCCUGCAGAAUCUGUCAGAGCUGCCCCAGCUGUCAGGCUUGGAAGAUGAUAAAAGCUUCCAGGCAGAGGUGGAGCUGAAGACUUUGGUUUACAAGGCCUACAGGUGCUUCUUCAUUGCCCAAUCCUAUGUCCUUGUGAAGAAGUGGAGUGAAGCCUUGGUCCUGUAUGAGCGGGUCCUUAAAUACACAUCUGAGGCACAGGCACAGACCACAAAAUUUACAAAUCAUAUACAGGAUCUCCCUGAUGUGAAGGACCUAGCAGCACGAGUCAAUGCUGAGAAAUACUCAGUACAGGCAGCUGCUAUUCUAGACACAGAGGAUGUCUCAGAGAUGGUGUCACAGCUUCAAGUCAAAGACAGCAAGCCUCUCAGAGAGUGUUUGGAUGUUUUUCGCAUCGAUCCCUCAUUGGUCACUAAAAAUGCCAAUCUGGUGCGGUUUCCACCGGAAUUCCAGCCAAUUCCAUGCAAGCCUCUGUUUUUUGACCUGGCUCUCAACCAUGCAACAUUCCCGGCCUUGGAGGACAAAGUGGAACAGAAAGGGCGAGGAGGCCUCACUGGCUACAUUAAAGGUUUCUUUGGCUUCCGCGGCUGAAGUUUGGAAAGGCUGGAAGGGAUUAAAACAAUUUUGUAUCGUGUAAUGGUUCGAGUCCUGCUCUGAAUGUUCAGUAUUUCUGAAUGGAGUUUAAUACUUCAAAUGUAACCAGAAACCGAGGGAUGCACAGCAAACUGAACUGAACUGAACAAUAGCGCAGCCUCACAAGAUCCUUAUUUCUUCUUGGGUUUUGCAAACUGUUCAACCCUGUUCUUCCAACUGCAGCAUGAGGUGUCCAGUCCUUCCCAUAGAUGUACUAGUGAAAGUCUGAAUCUCUUCUCGGCAAUUGAAGAAAGCAAAUGACUAACAUAGUGUCCUCAAAUGAUAAAACGAAGACUCCUCUUCUGAUGUGCUUUUCCUUACAGGCAAUCUGAAGUUAGAUACUGUACCACUUCAACAUUACCCCCCCUCAAUAAAGGGAGUCCUAGGAAACAGCAGGGUCUCUGAUACUUUCCUUCUUUUUCUCCUCGCAAACAGAAUUUGGAGUAUACUGUAAAUUGGUGUAACCUCCCCUUUUUUUUUAAAAAAAGUGUAGCUCUGAAGAUGGUUAAGUUGCAAAGUACCCAGAUGAAGUUCAGUUGGGGGGGGGGGGGCUGUGUAAUAAUAGUAUUGCAUGUUCUGUCCUUAGAAGGAGGAGCUCCUUAUCAUGGUAUGUAUACAUAGCACCACAUGGACUUUUUACUGCGUGCUUCAUUAUGUUGCAUUUUUAAUCAUUAGGUUUGAGAAUCUCUUGUUAUUGAUGUUGAGGAUCUGGAUCUUUCACAAGUGCCAUGCUGGUUCAGUUUUUCAUUUCACACUCUAAUUUAUCUAGUCUGCCGCCAUCUCCCUUGUUUUGAGCUGGGUAAAGUAGUGUCACUACUUUGUCCACCUGCUAUGUUUGAAGACUGGAGUUAGAUGGACACUGCCCUGCCUCCAACCCAAACUCUCUUCCAGUUUGUGCAAAAGCCAGCCCAUCUGACAUGUUCUCAAACAGGGCAUGUGAUAAAAGGAGGUUGCUGGGGAUUCCCAAAACAAUAUUAUGUACAUCUGCUACAUCCAGCUGACAUGACACACAGCCACAAAGAACCUGCCAACCCCACAAGUGCCUGUCUCACUCCCUCUUACUACUGCUGCAUAUAGACAGACAUUUGCGGAAGUGAAGAGAAUAGGACUGCUGCAAUGCCAGCCCGCCAAUGCUUUAAACAGUUUGAGAUUGCUGCUGCCUGUUCGUGGACAGCACAGGAACCAGCCUGAUGCUGCAAUCAGUUCAGUCUGCUGUCAGCUCCUCAUCAAAUUAAUUAAUGUCACUGACUGGAAAGGUGAAGAUCUUGGCGAAUAACUCAAACUAAUGAGUUUGUUCAGUCUCUGUGUUAAAAUGAGUGCAACCUGGAAUCAUUCCACAGGUAAAGAUUUUUUAAAAAGUUUAAAAUGUUGAGAAGAAUCCCAUAUUGUUUCUGAAUGAACUGGAAUUAAAAUCUUCCAAGAUUUGAAAUUGAUGAACAUGGAGCCUUUUCUGUUGUACUGUGCCUGGUCUUUAAUGAGCAGUUCUUAUAAAUGGAUAAAAGUAGAAAAUAGGAAUUUUAUUUUUUGUCUCAAAGAUCCUGAAAUAAAGAUUAAACUACAGUGAA